UUAUAUCUCUCUUACUUUUACCUUGUCAGGACUCAGAUGGGAAUUAUAAUUACAAAUAGCAGAGAUGUCAAAAUAAGAAGAUUGGGAUAUGUAUUGGUUGGAAUUUGAUGGUUUAAAGCAAUCACCUGCAGUUCAACUGAGACUCAGAUGGGAAGUAGGAAGUGCUGUGCUCAAGCUUCCUGUUUAAAUAAAUGCAGCUUUCCCACAGCUACUGCAUACAAGGUCUGACGUGCUUUUUAAGAUAUAAUGGUAACAUGCUCUUAAUAGCAGGGAGGAGAUUAUUCAUCAGAGUGGUGAAAGGGCUGGGAGACAAGUCCUGUUACAGUCCUAACAAAGUGUAACACUGUCAGCUGCACAGAGAAAGAGAGGAAGGGUGAGAGAGAGAAAUCUGUUUCUGCUUCAAAUUGUAAGUCCACAGUGAUUGUGACAUUAUGAAUCUUGGGAGCACUGAAGUGUGAGUGAAGGUAUUGAAAAGUCAAACAGCUGGGAGUGAACAGUACUCUCCUUGCAAGGUUGAGUGGACCAGAGUAAGAUAUUAAUGAACGGAUGGAUUCUGCUGAUAAGAUCGGCCAUCCCACCAUGACCACUGAUGUGUCAGAAGCUGGGGAAUUGUGUCUGGAACCUCUAGUCACUUGCAAGCUAUGCCUCUGUGAACAUUCUCUUGAUAAGAUGACCACUCUUCAAGAAUGCAGCUGCAUCUUCUGUACAGCGUGCCUAAAGCAGUAUAUGCAGCUGGCAAUUCGAGAAGGCUGUGGUUCUCCCAUCACUUGUCCAGACAUGGUAUGCUUGAACCAUGGGAUCCUACAAGAAGCAGAGAUUGCCUGUUUGGUACCUGUUGAUCAGUUUCAGUUAUACCAACGACUGAAAUUUGAACGAGAAGUCCACUUGGACCCAUGCAGAACGUGGUGCCCUGCUGCUGACUGCCAGACCAUGUGCCAUGUUGAACUGAUUGAUUCAGGGCAAGCAGUGCCUGUAGAAUGCCCAGCUUGUCACCUGAAAUUCUGUUCAUCCUGCAAAGAAGUGUGGCACCCAGAGCACUUGUGCCAGGAAAACCAACCCAUUGUAAUACCAACUGAGCAGGGAGCACUUACCAGGACGGACACAGAGGCUCCAAUUAAACAGUGCCCAGUGUGCCGGAUCUAUAUUGAACGAAAUGAAGGCUGCGCUCAAAUGAUGUGUAGGAACUGCAAGCAUACAUUUUGCUGGUACUGCCUACAGAACUUGGAUAAUGAUAUCUUCUUACGACAUUAUGACAGAGGCCCCUGCAGAAACAAACUGGGCCAUUCUCGAGCCUCAGUUAUGUGGAACAGAACACAGGUUGUGGGGAUCCUGGUGGGAUUGGGUAUCAUAGCGCUGGUGACUUCUCCCUUGCUGCUUGUGGCAUCUCCAUGCAUCAUCUGCUGUGUCUGCAAAUCCUGCAGGGGCAAAAAGAAAAAGCAUGCCCCACCGACAACCUAAAACUCUGUCUGUUUCUUCCUCAGUCUAUAUAGUAGAUGUAUGUGAGAAAGCACAAAGAUUGGGUUUUGGUGCCAUACGUACCAAAUAAUUCUCCCUCUACUUGCCAACUUUGAGGCUAAGUGCCUAUUGUUUUCAGACCACUAUAUUGCUUGCAAACCACAGUUCAGGAAAUGACUGGGGGAUUGUAGUGUGUAAAUGUAAUUUUUAAAAAAAGGUCACUGUCAAGUAAUUCAGCCACAAAUAUGAUCCACCUUUAAAACUGUUAAAAUCUUGUAGAAAGAGGGAUCUUCCAGAAUCUGAGCAUGUAUUUAUUAUGCAAUAUUGGUCUUCUGCUUCUGCAGAACCAGUCAUGCAGCCAGUAGAGGGAGUACAGGCAAAUGAACAAGCCCACUUCUUAGUACUCUGCUGAUUUAUAAAGUAAAAGAAGAAAAAGCAUGUUGCCAUUAUCUGUUGGCUUGUGACCUAUUUAAAAUAACAUAUAUAUUUGAUAACUUCCCUUCAACCAGAUGCCACAGCAGGUGGGGGCAGGGGAAUACUAGAGAAAUAAUGAAGAGGAUAUUUACCAAGAAUGGAUUCUGGUAAUUAUCGUUUCAUAGCUAAACUAUUGUAUUGUAUGGAUUGUACUACAGUGAACACACUCACUUAUGCCACACCAGUGAUUUUUGGUGUAUUACAAAAUUACCAAUGAUCUACACCACACUAAACUAUGUUUAAAUUAUAUUAUUUAGGUGUAUUACCUAACAACUGUGAAAAUACCAUGUGCAUCUCACAAUCGGCACAAAUAUAAAACCAGAUGAUAUAGCUAUUGCACACUCUGAUCUUAAUUGGAUAUUCAUAACUAUGAAAAAGGGGCCAAACUAGCUGCUGUUGAUGUCAAUGGUAUUUUUACUAUUGAUUUCAGUGGGAGCAGUAGCAACCAAUAAAAUAUUCUUUCCUAUUUAAAAAAAAAAACAAAAACCUCAUUUGCCAAUGCCUCAGUGGAAAUCACUGUCUUGUAUAUGCUGUGUUAAAAGGUGAUGUUACAAGUCAACCAUGGCACAUCUUUCUUGAAAUGUUAGGUUUAUAUACAUGGCUCUUCAUUCUUGGGCUGACUGCUCUACCUACUUGUGGCUCCAUUUCCCUCUGCCUUUUGUGAGUACUGUGGAUGUUGUAAACUUCUGGAAACAAAUCUAAUGUUUUAGCGAAGGCCAUGCUACAUCUCCCAUAGGAUAUGCAGGAAACCAUAUACGAUGCAUGUAUGUAUAUGUAUGGUGUGUGUAUGUAUGUAUCCACACAAAGUACAUAAUUAAUAAUUAUGCACGCGCACACACACAGAGUUCUUUAUACAUUUUAAACAGGUUAUACAGGGUAGCAACAAGAAACUUGUAAAAAUUACUCAUACAGGUUUCAGAUGUGGCCAACCCAACCCACCAAGUAACCCUUUUAGAAUUAUUGCAACUAACACAAAUCCCUGGAUAAAUAUUAGCUGUAUUCAUUGGUAGUUAUUAUUUCUAUCCCCCAAAAGGGUAAAGAGCACUGUUAUUAAUUUAUUAGUUACUUUAUGUCUCUAAAAGGCUGUUAUUUAAUGUUCUAGUUUAAUUUGGUUCUUCACUGCAAGCAUGAUUCAGAUCCUGAUCUGAACUAUGCCAAUGUAAAUUCAGAAUAACUCUUCUGAAGCUCAUGGACUUCACUCCGGAUUUGCAUGGGAAUAACUGAGAUCAAAUUCUGAUCCAUGGUGUUUAUACCACCAUUAGUUGGUGCUUACUUGUGUUAUGGGAUCCUGUUUGUGCAUUUGAUAUUUGUGGCAAUUUACAUGCAUUUUCUCUACAAUCAGUAGUAAUUCCAACCCCAGUUGGCAAGGGCUGUAAGGAGAAUGAAAUGUGAUGCAAAGUCAGAAAAAGGUAUGCAAUCCUCUAGCCUACCCUCCCUCCCAGACUACAAAGAGAAAACUAAAGUGAACAUCAAUUUUAUUUUGUUUGGCUAAGCCUCAGGAACUUUGCCUUCUUGGCAGCUGUAAAUGUGACCUUUUCGUUCAACUUCGCUCUCUGGCUGCUGAAACAGUGGUAAACAUCUUAUUUUAAGGAAGCAUAGUCUGCAGAACAGACUAACAGGGACAAAGGCCUUAAAUAAUAGUGUCUGCUUCUCUUUGAAAAAAAUUAAUGUUGAAUGUAUUUGCUACCAAUAAUGACUGGAAGGUAGACAGUGUACUAGUCUGAAAGACUGUAUUUAUUCUUCAUCCAGAGCUUCUAAGUGAAGCAGGAAGGUAGUCAGUACAUUCUAAACAUAGAGUACAAUGCAGGCCAAUGUGAUUUAUGAUAAGCUGAGAGUAUUUUAUGUAUGUGUUUUCUUUAGGAGUGGUAAUGGUAGUGUUGGGGGUUACUCAUGACAAAUUAAAAUGUUCAGCCUUUGGCCUUGCACUGUUUUUCUACCUACACUUUUACAGCACCACUGUCAUUUCCAGUUUAUCCAUGAACUUCUAGUAGAGAAACUCACUUGAACAAACUCCCAAGGGCAAAUUGCUGGAGAGUUGUAAAGUCUUUUUAAUCAUAACCAAUGGCAUGAUAUUCAAUAUCCCUCACCUGUUAAACCUCAUGGUGUUUUUCAUAUUUUGUAUGUAUUCAUUCUGUCCAAACAACUGUCCACUCAGUGGGGUUGGUACACUUCUUCCCCUCUUGUUAUGCUGGAAGCCAGUGUUGCCUAACAAAUGAAGUUCCUUUCUUAAUUAUAAAAGUUUUUUGUCAUUAAUGCUGCAGUUACAAACCAGGGGCUAAAUUCUGCUCUCAGUUAUACAGACGUAACCGAGGGCAGAAUUUUUCCCAAUGUACAUUGAUGGCUAUAAGGUAAUUGCAUUCCUCAGUUUUGUUAACAGCAUGCAAAUUCUGUCCCUUUUCAGUGUUAUAGAAUUAUCUAAAUUUUAAUGUGAAUCUCUGGUUAUUUAACAAACAUCAGAUUUUUAUAAAAUGGUUCAGAAUCUAAAGUUUGAUUUCCUUAUGAUGCAAAUUCAGAAUACUAGAUUUAGUUUAAUUUAAAUAAACACGCACGCCACAGCACUGAAAAAACAGAUGAUAGAAUUUCGUUUUACUUUGCGUGCAUUAUUUUAGAAUCAAGGUAGUUUUUCUGAAGCAAUGUUUUACACAGUACUCUAAUUACCCUAGAACAGUAUUUUAAAACUUAAAACUAUGAACCUUACCAGCCUGGUUUUCCUUAAAGGGUAUGUGUGCUGCAUCAACCCAUCCUGGUUUUCGAAAGCACAGUUUAUCUGAGGCUGUGCAACAACCUAAGAACUGAUGCUGCCAGCUGUUAGCCCAUGUGCUAACUUUACGUGAACGCUUAAGUACUGGUAACAUUGGGGCUCUUUUGCUUGAUGCAGCUGUUGCUUAGUUAUUCUGCACCACUGGCCAGAUAAUCAAGCAGUCACAAUGAAUCUGUUCCGGGAUUCCAAAGAAAUAACUUGAGGCAGAAGAUUUUUUAAAGUGUUUGCAAAUGCAGCAAGUUAUGUAAGCAAGAUAAUAGUGCCAAAAGUCCAAAGGGUCCUGGGACACAGGGUACAUAUACCUUCUUUAAGUAAUGCCACCGUGAAUCUCUUACAACCGCUUACAACGCCAAAAACUCUCAAUGAGUGUUGGACAUCAGAACCAGAUUUGAUUCAUACUGUGCCAGAAUUUACUUCGCUUAUUAUUGUCAAUCUACAGUUUUUUUUUUCCCCAGUGCUUUUGAUCUUGUAGUGACUAACUUGAAGGCUAGCAUAUUCAGAAGGAUUAUGGAUUAAUAGACUGAGCCUGGGAUUUAUGGGAUGAGCUUUUCUCCAUUCAAGUCCCAACUAUAACACUGACUUGCUUUGUGGCCUUGGGAAAAUCAGUGUAGUUGGUCACCUAAAAUUACUUGUCACUUCUGAGAACAUAGGCCCUGGAGCCUGAGCUUCAAAGGUGCCAACAUGGAGUUCGGUUUAAAUUUUGGUUGCUCAGCAUCUCUGAAAUUAGGCUCUAGAUGUCUGAAGAGUGGCACCUAAAAUUAGAGGCCACAUUCAGAAAAUUGACUCUUAACUUCAGUGGGCCAAAUCUUCAGAUCAUGUAAAUUUUCAUAGUUCUACUGCAGACAAUGGAGCUAUGCCAUAUACACCAGAUGAGAAUCUCCCGCUGUGACUCUCAGAUCCCAAUUAUAAAAUGAGAUAAUACCUGGUUACAAUAAGCACCAUUAAAUGGUAAAUAUUUACCAUGUUUAUGGUAUAAAUGCUUCUCUGCAGUAUCUGUUUUAACUUAGACGAUACAUAGUCAAUGCUGCAGUAACUGAUUAUUUUUAAUGGUGUAUGUUUUAUUUACCUCACAGAAGGGGAUGAGGAUUAACAGUAGUUAAUGUUAGUACAGUGCUUUGAAGACGUUAAGUGGUUCAUGCUGCUAUUUGUCCAGUAACAUAACAUAGAAUAAGAAGUCCAAAGAAAAUCUAAAGUGUACAUAAUGUUUACAUGAUUAAAUUAAAAUGAAUGUUAAACCAUAUUUUCUUAUUGUAUGUGAAAAUACGUAAAUUAGCAAAGAUCAGUUUCACCUCUCAGUUGUUACAAAGAGGUGGUGAUAAUAUGAACAUCUGGCUGACAUGUAUUUGGGUAUCAAUGGGUGGUUGCAUGGUAGUGCCUGCUACUUUUUUGUUAAGCUUGAGUUCCAGCUUCCAUUGUAGUUCUUCCUUUUCAGUUGCUCUUAUCUUUCUCAGGCAGGUUUCUUUUUUGCACUUUGUUUGAGGCCAGAUAUCUUAGAACAAAAUAAGUGAAGCUGUUUAGCUACAUGAGGAUGAAAACCCCCAGCAUGAUAUCAUAAGUUAUAAUCAGAACUUCUAUAUUCAGCUAAUGAUUGAAGCUAGAAAUUUCAUACUUGGAUUGUUUUGUAAAUCUUAUUAAAACUUAAAAUUCGGUAAUGGAAUGCGUAGACUAACUGCUCUGAUAGAGAUAUCAGGGAUAGAAGCCCCUGGUGCUUAUGAGCUUCAGAUGAGAGACAGUUGUCUUUAGUCUUUGGGGAUUAUGAUGGAAAAAAAUCCAGAUAGAUAUUCAUGUUAAAUACAUGCAAACAUGGUUAUACUCCGCUGCUGAACAUCCUAGGAUUCCAAUUCCCUAUAAAUGUACUUGGAGUUCUGGUAAACUUACACAGAAGAUUGAAGUCUGAUCCUGCAUACACUCACAAAUGCAAGUGACAUUACUCGCAAGUAGCACUAUAAAAUACUACAUAAUUUUUAAAAUAAGCAGCUUAUGAAAGACAUAAAAAUACCUCUCUCUUGGAAGUGUCAGCUCUCACGCCAUUGCAAACACUGCUGUAUGAUAAACUUACUGCUAAGAUUUUGGAGAACUUCAGUAUACAUUUAAUUUUUAAAUAAAACUAGUCCUUAAUCAGCAAAACAUUUAGGCAUAUGCUUAAGUGCUUUGCUGAACAGGGAUAGACUGCUGAAUUGAGGCCUCAACAAUUUAUUGAGUUGUGGCAUGGAGCUCAGUUAUUCAUGAUGAACACAAACUAAAGGUCUGAUUCCACAAACACUUACACUCAUAAUAAUCUCAUACACACAUCAUACAGCAAGUUCCUUACUCUAAUCAUUCAUCAUGGGACAAAUAUUUUAUUUUCUGUGUAAAUGGUCUUUAACUUGGGUACAUUUAGCAACAAGUUAAAAUACAGUAGCAUGUAAACAUGUUUUGUUUAGGGCUGUCAAGCAGUUAAAAAUUAAUCGCAAUUAAUCGUGCUGUUAAACAAUAAUAGAAUACCAUUUAUUUAAAUAUUUUUGGAUGUUUUCAACAUUUCAAAUAUAUUUAUUUCAAUUACAACAAAGAAUACAAAGUGUACAAUGCUCACUUUGUUCUAUUUUUGAAUGCAAUUAUUUUUUGUACGUAAUUCUACAUUUGUAAGUUCAACUUUCAUGAUAAAGAGAUUGCACUAGAGUAUUAAGUGAAUUGAAAAAUACAAUUUCUUUUGUUUAUCAUUUUUCAGUGCAAAUAUUUGUAAUCAAAAAUAAAUAUAAUGUAAAACUUUAAAGCCUAUGAGUCCACUCAGUCCUACUUGUUCAGCCAAUCGCUCAGACCAACAAGUUUGUUUACAUUUGCAGGAGAUAAUGCUGUCCCCUUCUUGUUUACAAUGUCACCUGAAAGUGAGAGCAGGCUUUUGCAUGGCACUGCUGUAGCUGGCAUCGCAAGAUAUUUACAUGCAGAUGUGCUAACGAGUCACAUGUCCAUUCAUGCUUCAACCACCAUUCCAGGGGACAUGCAUCCAUGCUGAUGAUGGGUUCUGCUUGAUAACAGUCCAAAGCCAUGUGGACUGACACGUGUUCAUUUUCAUCCUCCGAGUCAGAUGCCACCAACAGAAGGUUGAUUUUCUUUUUUUGGUGGUUCGGGUUCUGUAGUUUCUGCAUUGGAUUGAUGCUCUUUUAAGACUUCUGAAAUCAUGCUCCAGACUUCGUUCCUCUCAGAUUUUUGGAAGGCACUUCGGAUUCUUAAACCUUGGCUCGAGUGCUGUAGCGAUCUUUAGAAAUCUCACAUUGGUACCUUCUUUGCUAUAACAUGAAACACAUGUCAGAACGUGGGUAAAACAAAGCAAGGGACAUACAAUUCUCCCCCAAGGAGUUCAGUCUUAAAUUUAAUUAACACAUUAAUUUUUUUAACAAGUGUCAUCACCAUGGAAGCAUGUCCUUCAGAAUGGUGGCCGAGGCAUGAAGGGGCAUAUGAAUGUUUAGCAUAUCUGGCACGUAAAUACCUUGCAAUAUUGGCUACAAAAGUGUCACGUGAAUGCAUGUUCUCACUUUCAGGUGACAUUGUAAAUAAGAAGCAGGCAGCAUUAUCGCCCGUAAAUGUAAACUACCUUAUCUUACCAAUUGGCUGAACAAGAAGUAGGCCUGAGUGGACUUGUAGGCUCUAAAGUUUGCAUUGUUUUGUUUCUUGAGUGCAAUUAUGUAACAAACACGAUAUUUGUAAAUUGCACUUUCAUGAUACAAGUACUGUAGUGCAAUGUAUUUAUGAGAUGAAUUGAAAGACUUUCUUUUAUCAUUUUUACAGUGCAAAUAUUUGUAAUAAACAAAGUAUAAAGUGAGGACUCUACACUUUUUUUGUAUUCUGUGUUGUAAUUAAAACAGGAGUACUUGUGGCACCUUAGAAACUAACAAAUUUAUUUGAGCAUAAGUUUUUGUGGGUUACAGCCCACUUCAUUGGAUGCAUAGAAUGGAACAUAUAGUGAGAGAUUUUUAUAUAUAUCAGUAAUGUGAAUUGACACCAGUCCUGCAACGAUUUAUGCAUGUAAUUACCUUUACACAAUGUGAAUAGUACCAUUGAUUUUGAUGGGGCCAUUCACAAUGCAUAAAGCUAAUUCUGCAAAACUCUUUGUAGGAUUGAGGUCUCAUAUUGGGACAUGAGGCACAAUACUUUAUUUUCAUAUCCAUCAUAACGUAAAUGAAAACAUCUUAAAAAUCUGUUGGAUAAGGGCAGGAAAUGGGGCACUUGAUUAUUGUAUAUGAUAAAUAGUAUGUUAGAGAGGAGUAGUUUCAGAAAUUAGGGGUAAAAUUCAGCCAAUAGUAGCCCACCCACUACUUAAGCCCACUGAAGUCUCAGGAUGUGUUGGCUUUUUGCUGGCCUUUUGCCUGAGGCUGAAUUUCACCGAAGAUGACUAGAUACUGUUUCUUUGGUACCUGUUUGAAGUUGUAUUUUGUUUUUCUAAAUAAUACACUUUCUUCACCAUCCUUAACUUGGUGAAGGAUGAAAGGCUUUGAUCUUUGUAAGAUUCACUAAACUAUUUUUAUGUUUAAAAGAAGGUCAACAUGUAUAAAGAAAUUAUAAAUGCUUUUGUAAAUUUUGUUUCGGCAUUUAAAUGAUUUACAAAUGCAAUGUGCUGCACUCUGUGCAUAUAUUCAUACACUCUGUAUUUAUAUUCUGCCUCUGAGGCUUACUUCUUUGUUUCCCCGCCUCCUUCUAAUGUCAUAAAAUGCAACAUUAAAAAUGUAAUGUACAGA
Caretta caretta (loggerhead turtle) is the source of this 9402-nucleotide messenger RNA. It is a transcript of the gene RNF144B, whose product is annotated as ring finger protein 144B. The record is from RefSeq and is a predicted model, not a curated record. Lineage: Eukaryota; Metazoa; Chordata; Testudines; Cheloniidae. Gene Ontology annotation, molecular function: zinc ion binding; ubiquitin-protein transferase activity. Gene Ontology annotation, biological process: protein ubiquitination.